This is a messenger RNA of Emys orbicularis (European pond turtle), 3083 nucleotides long. RefSeq names its product protein tyrosine phosphatase receptor type C associated protein (gene PTPRCAP). The record is from RefSeq and is a predicted model, not a curated record. Bases 2115 to 2657 code for a protein of 180 amino acids. Lineage: Eukaryota; Metazoa; Chordata; Testudines; Emydidae. The transcript has a single exon.
CAUCUUUAUAUAUGCUUAGGAAAUGCUCCUGAACAACAAGGUCAAACAUUUGUUCAAAACUUUUCUCCCUCAUCCAUUUUCCCAUUAGAUCUUUCAUCCUGUUUACAUAUUCCCCAUUACUCAGAUCAGCAUUUCUCUUAAGAUUUCUAAAUGUCACCCUAUCUGUUUCAGUGGUAAUCUGAAAUCAUUUCAAAACAGUUUUUUUUUUAAUUUACAGUAACCUAAAGCAUCCUGAAUUGGCAUUUCAUUGGAGAAUAGUAAGAACUUUACCAGUUAACUUUGCAAUCAGGGAGGAGACUUUGUCAUCAGGAAUCACAUAAGCUGCACACAGCCUCUCAAAAGUAGUAAAAUAUUCUGUGAUAUCACCCAUCUCCUUAUGUGAAGGACAUAAUUCUCCUGUUUGUGGAUUUUUGGAGAGCUGGGAAUCAGUGGGGUGAGAUGGUUCUGGUUUUGCUUUUCUAGCAAGUCCAGUUGGUGUUUUCAACCUCUCUCCUUCCUCAGGGUCCUUGGUUUUCAGCUCUAGAGUCACUUGAUGUGCUGUCUCCUCUCUGGCAGCCUUCCCCCCCCCCCCCUCCUUUAUCUCUGGUUCUUUCAUUUUCAACGGAUGCUGUUUCUCUCUUUUUCUGCUACCUGCAGUCUGUACAGCUCUUACCUGGCAAGUGUGUCACUCACUCAUUCUUAUGCCUUUCUGCUCCUAUUUCCCUUUCCCAAAAUAUGCAAACACAAAAUAAUAAACUUGUAAUUCUUUCUUGACUGCAUUGAGGCAGCCCACUUAAAGUCUUACUUAAAAUCUCUACACCAGUGUAAGAAUUGCAAAUCUUGGUCAAAACAAGCCGUGCAUUUCAUCCUGCUCAUUGUGCCACUGAGACAGGAUUCCUGGGGUACAACCUGGAACUUUGGGACCUCUGUGCCCCCUUAACUCUAUAACCUGAGCUGUUUCUCACAAGGCUAUGCCAGUGACAAGCAGCAAACCCCUCCAGCUACUGGGAUCACUCAGCCAACAGCACGUGGAGACCUACAUCCAGCUAAAUUGCAUGAAUGCUCUCUAAGUCACUCAUGAAUUGUACAAAUCACCCUAGCCCCCAGCUUGCACCCCAGAAAUAUAGCAUCUUACACAGCUCAAGACUUCCGUGGACAGUGCAAGCCCAUUAAUUAGUUUGCCACUCCAACAAAGGAUAAUGGAUAUGCACCAGCCCUUGUUAACCUGAGAUUUCCCCAGCACUUCAACCGAAAACACAGUUUUAGGAAAAAAUCUAAAACAGAUUUAUUUACUACAGAAAGAUAAGAUUUAAGUGAUUAUAAGAAGCAGGCAUAGAAAUCAAAGUUAGUUAUGUAAGAAAUAAAAAAAACCUCAAUCUAAAUUCUACUGACUAAGCAAGAUUUGAAUCAAGCAGUUUCACACCCCACUGGAUGUUUCAGGCAGUUUACAGUUCUUAUUACACUGGGGGAAUUUGCUUCCCAGCCUGGGACCAAUCUCCCCGGUUCAAAGACUUUGCUUUCCAAAUGAUCUUCCAGGUGCUGACAUGUGGAAGGAGAGAGGCCAAGUGGUGAUGCCAUCAACCCUCAGGGGCUAGAAAGAUCCUUGCUGUGACAUGGAGGUUAGACAGCCCCCAUCGCAUAUGUGCCCUCUCUGAGAGUGAAUUCUUGACAGGACCAGCCAGACAUGUCUUGGUGGCCUGAUGGAAAUCGGUCUUGUCAGUUGCUCCUUUGUUACCACUGAAAGGCUGACUGUGCACAUGUCCCACUUACCACAUAUUUCAGUACCAAACAUAUAGCAAUACUUCAUAACUUCACAUGCCAUGACAGUACAGAUAAUCCAACCGAAUGGCAAUGUUCAAUGGAACAAUGAUACCUCGCAAGGUGUACUUUGCACAAAACAUAUCACAAUCAUAUCCCAGUGGUGAAGAUGGGGUCCAGGGUGCUGUGUUACAGCAGCACAAAGCUAUUGUGUUGAGCAUGGGGAAGGGGUAUCCAUGCAGUGCCAAGGUCCCCGGCAUGCCCACAAGCCUGGCACAGCUGCAGGCAGUCAUUAACCUCAUCCCCUUUCCCUCCUCCCCCAGCACUCCGCUAUCCGUUCCCCACGGGGGCUGCUCUCUGCAGGGCUGGCACUCCUGAUGCUUCCGGGAGCCGCGCUGGGCUCAGACUCCAAUCCAGACAACAACUCCGUGGCUGUGGUCUUCCUGGUCUUCCUGCUCCUGCUGCUGCUCCUGGUACUGGCCCUGGCCUGGCGCAAGCUGAGCCAUGAUUCAGACGGCAGGUAUCACCCACGCCACCUGUGCCAGCCACACCGCCUGCUGGCAGCCCUGGCCAGGCGCUGGCGUGAGCUGCAAGGGCAGGUGCCCCCUGAGAGGCACUGGCAAGGCAAGGAGGAGGAUGAGGAUGAGGACGAGGAGGAGGAGGAGGAGGAGGAGACCCUUCAGCGGGAUGAGGAGGAAGGUGGAGGAGGGCAGGAGCAGCAGAGCGAGGAGGAGGGCACUGCCGUGCCAGAGGGGACCCUGCCCCACGAUGCCCCUGAGGGAGCCCUGGAAGAGGGAGGGGAGGCAGAGGGUGCCAGCGCCGGGGGCCUGCUCAGUGACCUGCACUCCUUCUCCGGGACGGCUGCCUGGGAGGACAGCGCUGCGGAGGGAGGCAGCCGCCAGCAUGUCACUGCCCUCUAGGGGAGCUGAGGGAAGGACACAGACUACAGGGGGGAAUGCAGCCCCCCACUUGCUCACUGGGGAGCAACUGCAGGUGAACAACUGCUCCCAGCCCCCCUGCAAGAAGCUGGGAUGAACUGCUCCCCACCCCCUACCCCUCCCUGCAGAGCUCUCUACCCCUCGCCAUGGGGCUGCAAUGGGGCCCCCUGCACCCUACCUCUCCCCCCCCACACACCAGGAGAGCCAGCCCAAGCAAAGCAGGGAGCGCCCCCUUCCCCCCAGACUCUGCAUUGACUCUAGCAUUCCUCCUCCCCCACCCCCACUGCCUGCACCAGGAUAUGGGGUGUGACACCGUGGCAUGAGGGUGUGGCUCCACUCCCACUGGGGAGCUGCUGAUUAGCCCACAGGCACCGCUACAGGCACCAAUAAAGGGGCAGCAUUGCUCAU